Messenger RNA from Podarcis muralis (Common wall lizard), 737 nucleotides. The record is from RefSeq and is a predicted model, not a curated record. Lineage: Eukaryota; Metazoa; Chordata; Lepidosauria; Squamata; Lacertidae.
AUGGAGAUACUUCAUAUAUUUGCAUAUGACACAAAUAUAUACGUCGUAACAUUUCUCACUGCUGACAGAUUCCUCAUUGUCUAUUUCCCAGUCUGGUGGCAACAUCACCGGACCAAGCAUUUCUCGGUAAUGAUGUGUGUGAUUUUGUGGUUCGUUUCUGGCCUAGAGUCACUGGUGGAAUAUUUUUCCUGCUAUGCAACAGUCAGUACUUGGGCUUAUACCACCUGUAGAACUGCAAGCGUGCUGGCACUCAUCAUGGAGGUCAUUAUUUUUUCCUCCUGCAUUUUCUGUUUCUCUUUUGCCAUUUGGAUCAGAAUGCAAAGAUCACAGCAAAAGCAUCGAGCAAGACUUGACAUAACCAUUGUGGCCAUAGCAAUUCUUAUUCUUUUGCUUACUGUCCCAGUUAGACUUGUUAAUAUUAUUUCACUUUGGGUAAGUGCAAUAGAUUAUUAUAUGUUCACUAGCAUUAGUCUGUUACUGGAUUCUUCUACCUGCAGCACCAUUCCUUUUGUAUUCUUCAUUGUUGGAAGCUGGAAGAGGCAGAAAGGCUUUGAACCCUUCUAUAUGUUUCUUGAGAGGGCUUUAAAGGAUACUGAAGUCACAUCAGAGCCAACACCAGCGGACCAGGAGCAGGCAUGACAAUAUCCUUGGCCUCAGAAAUAAUUUCUUUUUUUAAAAAAAUGUGUGUUUUAUGGAGAGAGAAACGACGUUCCUUCCAAGUUUCAGAAUAAAUUUAU